Messenger RNA from Pseudogymnoascus verrucosus, 1217 nucleotides. RefSeq lists its product as uncharacterized. The record is from RefSeq and is a predicted model, not a curated record. The coding region runs from base 171 to 1118 and encodes 315 amino acids. Lineage: Eukaryota; Fungi; Ascomycota; Leotiomycetes; Thelebolales; Thelebolaceae. The transcript has 6 exons.
AAGCAAGUAGAAGCAAAUUUGUGUCCCAGAAUAAUCUGGUAACAAGCUCAUCUGAGGAAGGAUAUAUAAAAGGCAAGAGAAGGCGCUGAAUUGGCUUACGAUCAACUCGGAUUCCAGCUCAUAAUCACCACAUCACUAUUUAUCUAAAAUUCCACUUUACAACUGCAACAAUGGGAGACGUUCUUCAGGCCAUCGGGUUUGUUAGCUCUGCGUUGGGAAUCUUCGGCUUUUUUAAGGCCAACCUUCCUUCGAAUGCACCCAAUGGUGCUGUCAUUCGAAUGAAAGUUGGAAAUCAGGACUAUGACAGUGAAAGUUACGGAGGAGGAAUUGCGCGUGUGAUCGGCUAUGACCAGCAAAAUAGAAUUGUUGGCAAUGCUUACAAUAAGAAAAUCUCCAAUGGUGAUUUCCAAGACAUUACUCUUGAUCAAGAGACAGACGGCAUCCAGUCAAAAUACAUCGGUAUCGUCAGCACUGGCGACGCCAUCUGUCUUUCCUGGAUAACUUUAAAAAACCGAGAUGGUGCAAGUGACUCUGCAUGGAUUGGCGAUAUUGGAAAGUCAUGUGGUCAAAACUGGGCCUGGGGAAAUCAAGAAGCUGGAUAUGUUCAGGACACUGGCGAAAGAAUCAGUCCAUCAUGCACGUGGCUAGACGCGGAUCACACCAACGACAUUGCAUCAGGUGCUAUGAAGAUUAAUUUUUCGGCCUAUGCAGACAAUUUGAAUGAUGCCAUCAGCAGUGGCCGAGCAUGCAGCGCGACAUCGUUCUCGUACGGCGCUGGCGAAAUCGAUGGAGCCCCCGGGAAGAAGCGUGACGUUUCACUCAAGCCACGCCGUCCCGAAUCGAUGACCAAGCGCAUUAUCAUCUCCACGGAAAAUCCAACACAUAAUGCCACAGAAUUGUGCACACACCCCAUGAGUCAUAGUUCAGAUGUUGUUGGCUCAGAUGGCUACUACUGCAACAUGGAGACCCGAGAGCUGCACCCGCUUUGUUCUUCGUUCAACGUUGACGGGUGUGUAACCGUCGACAUUGAAAGCGGAAAGAUCCAGAAGAGGAAAUCACUCGGAAAGCGUACCGCUAAUGUGCACUACCGGUCAUACGAGAAAGUAUCAGUAUGGUAGACUGGGAGGCCAAUUUUACAGAUUGCAGAGCAAAGUCAAGGGGUGUGUAACCACACUAUAGAUGGUAGUCUGGGAACUUCGCGGCGCACCUAUCUGAAG